This is a messenger RNA of Botrytis deweyae, 1038 nucleotides long. RefSeq lists its product as uncharacterized. Gene Ontology annotation, cellular component: U2-type spliceosomal complex; post-mRNA release spliceosomal complex. Bases 1 to 1038 code for a protein of 345 amino acids. Lineage: Eukaryota; Fungi; Ascomycota; Leotiomycetes; Helotiales; Sclerotiniaceae. The record is from RefSeq and is a predicted model, not a curated record. The transcript has a single exon. Gene Ontology annotation, biological process: mRNA splicing, via spliceosome.
AUGCAAGGCUUCAAUAUGGGACGUUAUGUCCCUCCUGACCAGGAGGGAUUGAUGAGUGGAAACCAGUUACAUGGAAAGCACGCUUUGGGAGCUCGAGCGAAAAAGAUUUCUCAGGGUAUUCUGACGGUACGAUUCGAGAUGCCAUAUCCUAUCUGGUGCACGCAUUGCCCGAAGCCCACCAUAAUAGGACAAGGGGUACGAUUCAAUGCGGAGAAAAAGAAAGUAGGCAACUAUCUCUCGACGCCGAUCUAUAGUUUUCGCAUGAAACAUAUUACUUGCGGCGGUUGGAUCGAGAUACGUACGGAUCCAAAGAAUACGGCCUAUGUGAUCACUGAAGGCGCGAGGAAACGAGAUACAGGCGAAGACAAAGUCCUGGACGGGGAUACCAAAAUCUUGUCCGAAGAGGAGAGGGAGAAACUUAGGAACAAUGCAUUCGCAUCUUUAGAGGGAAAGGUCGAGGAGAAAGAAAGGCUAGUAGGUAGUAAGAAACGACUGGAAGAGUUGCAAGAUCUUUCUGAACAAUGGGAAGAUCCACAUGAAGCGAAUAGAAAAUUAAGAAGAGCUUUUCGAGAGGGGAGAAAGGCGCGAGAAAAAGAAGCUGGCGUAACAUCUGCACUACAGGAUAAAAUGAGUUUGGGCCUUGACUUGUUGCCAGAGCACGAGGAAGAUGUAAGGAGGGCGGGUUUCAUUGAAUUUGGAGGUAAAGAUUCUCAAAUCAAUAUCAACAAGACAAUUUCGAAGCCCCUCUUUGAAAUUGACAGCCAACCUUUUGCAGCAGACAAGAAGGUCUCAAACCCCUCGCGAAGAAAGCAAGCUGAGGCAUUGGCUGCAAAACAACGUAACGAUGCCGUGGCUGAGAUCAGAGGUAAUACAAGAGCUGCGAUGGAUCCGUUCCUUGUCAACAAGCAAUCAAACGGCGCCAAGAGCACAGCCAAAACCUUGCUAGCUGGUGUUAAGAGGAAGAGAUCCGUCCCUAUUGAAGACGCUUCGUCCAUACCAAAGGUACCUGGUUUGGUCGAUUAUGAUUCCGAUGAUUGA